AUGUAACUCUCAUUUUCAGAACAUUACUGUUACAUUGACAACUAUGGUUUCCAAAAUAAUAAUCAGCAUUAUAGCUAUCAAUUCCUUCUUUAUAGUUUAUUGUGAACUGACAAAUGAAGAUGGUUUGGUAGUUCAUCUCCCAAAAGGAGCAAUCAGAGGUCGAACCCGCACAAGUGCUAAUGGAAGUGAAUAUUAUUCGUUCCAGGAUAUUCCGUUUGCAGCACCACCAACAGGCGAGAAUAGAUUUAAGGUUCCAAAACCACCCAGAUCCUGGAAGGGUAUAUUGAAUACAACAGAUAAUGUCAAAGAAUGCAUGGCAAAUAUGCAAUUUCUUGAUGGAUCUAUCAAUCACCUUGGGAAUACACAAUCAGAAGACUGUUUGUAUUUGAAUGUAUACACACCAGUGAAACCUGGAAGUAUUGACUCGUUACCAGUUUUUGUCUUCAUACAUGGAGGAAAAUUCCUCUUUGGAAAUGGCUGGUUUUCAUCAUUUGGACCAAAAUAUCUAGUGGAUCACAAUAUUAUUGUAGUGACAAUGAAUUAUCGACUAGGAGCAUUCGGAUUUCUCGCUACCACAGAUGGCAUAAUUCCUGGAAAUUUGGGUCUGAAAGAUCAAAAUUUCGCCUUGAAAUGGGUUCAAGAAAAUAUACAUCUCUUUGGAGGAAAUCCCAAAAAAGUAACCAUUGGUGGCCAAAGUGCGGGAGGUGUUUCAGCAGGUUAUCACGUAGUGAGUCAACAAAGUAAAGGAUUAUUCAGUAGUGCUAUUUUGCAAAGUGGUUCUUCAAUACAUACAUGGGGUUUCCAGACGAAUCCGGAUGGAUAUGCUUUCAAACUGGGAAAUAUUUUGGAUAAUACCCUUGGCUAUACGAAUUCUAGUAAACUAUUGUCAGUUUUGUUGAAAGCUUCAGCAAAUGACAUUUCUGCAGCUUCAGUGAAGGUUUUAAAUGAUGAGAAUACAGAUGGAGUCGCGAUAAUGGAUUUGAUGUGGGCACCGAUAAUAGAAGACAAAAGUUUGGAUGACACUUUCAUAUCUGAUCCAAUGUAUGGUAUGCUACAAGACGGAAAAUUCAACAAAGUUCCUAUCCUAAUUGGUUUCACCAGCGAGGAAUCGUUAUUAUUUGUACGAGUUCACUUCAGAUAGUUUCAUAUCGAGAAGUUCUACCCGUCAUGCUGCCAUCACAUCCCGUUUUGUUCCUACGUAUUUGUAUAAAUUUUCGUAUGGUAAUAUGAAGACUGAUUUUCCUGAUACUGAACAUGUACCUCAUGCUCAAGAAAUGAGAUUUAUUUGGGAGAAAUCUUUCAAUCCAGAUAGCAGGGAUUUCGACAACGUAAUACGUCAACAAACUUUGAAGUUAUGGACAAAUUUCAUGAAAUAUCACGAUCCUACUCCGUCGAGAGAUCCGCUGUUAAUGAAUAUAAUCUGGCCUAAAGUGGAACCGGACAAUAUUUUGUAUCUGAACAUUGACGAAACAUUAAAUGUAACAUUGAAUCCCAGACAGUAUAAUGAAGUGAGCAGCAUACUUGAUUCGUACAUACAUUCACCUCUUGCUACUUACUGAAAUGUUAUUAUUAGAAAGUGUUGUUUGUAAGAAUAAAACCGAAGUAAGUAAUAUAAA
Messenger RNA from Leptinotarsa decemlineata (Colorado potato beetle), 1616 nucleotides. Its product is annotated as juvenile hormone esterase. NCBI's taxonomy places the organism in Eukaryota, Metazoa, Arthropoda, Insecta, Coleoptera, Chrysomelidae. The record is from RefSeq and is a predicted model, not a curated record.